GCUAGCUUGUGUUGUUGAACCCGCGCCCCGCCGACCAGACGGGUUAGAAUGAACGAUCGGGCUCGCGACAGACCGACCGGCCAACGGAGCGAAGGCGGGUUGGCGCAGUAACUGUCCCCGGCGGUGCCAACGGAAACCUUGCCUCCUCUCUUCUCCUCUCUCUCCUGCAGCCAUCUCUUGAUCUCUCCAGCUGAUUACUCCUUCCGUUCGCCGCCACACGUUUUCCAGAGACCGCCGUCUCUUGAUCUCUCCAGCUGAUUACUCUUUUCGUUCGCCGCCACACGUUUUCCAGAGACCGCCAUCUUUUGAUCUCUCCAGGUGAUUACUCUUUUCCUUUGGCGCCACCCGUUUUCCUGUCGUCUCUGGCUCUGGCUCUGGCGUUUGCCAGCCCCUCUGGAGGGACGGGAGGGGCGAUGAGCAUGUGUGUGUACGUCUUUAGCGCACCACUGUGGCUUCAGCAGCGCCAGUGGGCGCCCUUCUUCUUUCUCUGCCUACCGUUUUUCACGGCGCCGUGACUGCGCCUGCUGCUCCACGAUCGUUUACCUCCUCUGAUUCCUGUCCCUCGUUCUCCUGUCACAUGCCGUCUUGGGAUAGAGGGCUUUGGUGUCGUGAUCUUGUCAAUUGGUAGGGAAGGGCACACAAAUGCGUUCAUCGUGCUCGGCCGGGCGAGGGAGGCAAGGCAACUGCUACGUUGCUGCGCUGUCUCUUUGCGGCAAUUUACCGCCUCCCCUGUCCGUCUCCACUCCGUCUGACCGCUUUUCAAGUAACCUUUCGCCGUCUUUGUCCCCCUCGUACUCCUUUCGGUGAUUUCCGCGAUCGAGUCUGCAUUUUCUCCAUGAACUGACGGUUCCGGCGGCGUUCGGGUAGCUCGUGGGCUGUCGACGUGGCUGUGUGCACUCACACACACACACACACACACAGACACAGAGAGAGAGAGAGAGAGAGAGAGAGAGAGAGAGAGAGAGAGAUGAACGACGGCGGGGAUGGGGGACCGGGGAUGAAGCGGGCGAGGUUGGUUCGGCCUCAAGGAUGGGGGAUGGAUAUGGGUCCGAUGCAAGGGCCUCCUGGAGGAAUGCAGAACCCAGGGAUGGUCCAAGGGCUAGGACCAGGGCCAGGAAUGAUGCAAGGACCAGGAAUGGGCAUGAUGCCUGGACCAGGAAUGAUGCAGGUACCAGGAGUGAUGCAAGGACCAGGGUCAGGUAUGAUGAUGCAAGGAUCAGGGUUGGUGCCAGGUCCGGGAAUGAUGGGGGUCCACGGAGGAGCAAUCGGUGCAGGCGGCGAUAUGAUGGGGGAUCGACCGCCUCUUUGGAUGAACGACAUGGCCGGUCCUCCUCAGCCUCCAUCUUGGCUCGAUAGGAGGGAUGCGCCGCCACGUCAUCGUUCCUGGGGCAGCGGCGGCGACAUGCAUCAACCGCAACAUCAAUCACCACAUCAACAACAACAUCAACCGCAGCAUCAACCACAGCAGUACAACUCAGGCUAUGGGCAGCAGCAGCAGCAGCAGCAGCAGCAGCAGCAGCAGCAGCAGCAGCAGGUCGCGCCGCCGCCUCUGCGGUCCCCACCCCCACCUCCAAGGCCCUACGAGCCACCGGACGUUAAGCCGACGAGCACUGAGCUUGCCGCUGCCGUGUCUAAUUACCAGAGUGGCGGGGCGGACGUGAAGCCUAUCAUCCAGCCACCGUCAGGUCCCACUCCACCGAGGCGCCAGAUACAACCGGUCGUGUGGUCAGAAUCUCCUUCGGGGCCAGCAGCAGCCGGGGCGUCGUCAUCAAGUGCCGCUCCGUCUUCCAGCGCCGCCGGUACGCAGCAGCUACGGCAGGUGAAGAAGGAACAACCCGAGGGGCGCACGUGGGACCAGCAGGUUCAGGAGAGCGGGGAUCCCUCAGAUCUCAGCGAUGUCCGACUCAAUGCCGCGGACUGUACCCUGGAUUUCAACUUGGACCCCGAUGGGCUUGGCGGGUCCGGGCUGUGGAAGGGCGGCUUCGCCUACUGCUGGUCGGGCAUACGAGCGAACGUGGGGUUGCGUCUGGGGAGCGGCGGCGGCGGCAAGUACUGCUUCAGCUGCACCGUGACAGAGGUGCAGGACGUCUCGUCGUCCGACAUGUCAGUGGAUCAGCAGCACGUGUGCAGAAUGGGGUUCUCCCUGGGAAAGGUGGAUGUGGGAUCCUUGGGUCUAGUGCCUCACAGCUAUGGGUUCGGUGGCACGGGCAAAGCUGUGACCGAGGAGAGGUACACUCCCUACGGCGAGAUGUACGGUCUCGGGGACACCGUGACUUGUUGCGUGGAUCUGGACUCCGUGCCGAAGGCCAAGGUCUCGUUCAUGAAGAACGGCCGGUGGCUGGGAACCGCUUUCGAGGUCGAUCGGCAGAAGGUGCUGAUGGAGUGCGACAACGAGGCUUCGUCGGCGGGACCCGGGGCGGCAAUCAUUCCAAGUCUGACGUGGCGGACGGCGCUGUAUCCGCACCUCUUACUGAAAAACGUGGCCGUCAGGCUGCAUUUCUCUCUCAAGGAUGGCUUGAAGCCGCCUCAAGGCUACCGAGCGUGGAACGAGGCGGCGUACGCUGGCAGCCAUGCUCUUCCUGGACCGGGCUUCUCUCCCUGGGAAGAUUGCGAGGUGAUGAUGAUGAUAGGCCUGCCGGGCUGUGGGAAGACGGUUUGGGCGGAGCAGUGGCGGCGCGAGCACCCCGACAAGCGAUACGUUGUGCUUGGAACAGAUCUUGCGCUGGAGCAGAUGAAGGUCAUGGGGUUGCUGCGGAGGCGGAACUUCGCGCAGCGGUUUGACCUGAUGAUGCCGCGCGCCACCGAGAUAUUUAAUUCGCUCCUGGAACGUGCUUCCAAGAUACCGCGCAAUUACAUAUUGGAUCAGAGUAAUGUGUACGAAAGCGCAAGAGGGCGGAAGCUGAAGGGGUUUCAGAGAUUCCGCAAGCUGGCGAUAGUCAUGGUGCCGACUGAUCAGGAGUUCGAGCGCCGGCUGAAGAAGCGACUAGACGACUUCUCUAAGUCUUUGCCUGAAGACGCGCUGAACGAGAUGAAGGUGAAUUUCAAGCUGCCGUGGCCGAAGAGUAGCUCAAGGAAAGGAAUGAAGGACGCGGAAUUCGACGAAGUGAUAUUUACAGAUCUGGACCGAGAUCCGGCGCAGGAGAUGCUGCCUCGUGGAACGAAGCAGAUAGGAGGAGGAGACGGAGGAAGAGGGUGUGUGUGUAGGAGCGGGAGGUCUGGGGUUGUGUUGUUCUUUUUGUGGUUGUUGGUUUCAUCGGCUCGCACGUGUUCCUCUUUCGGACCUCUGGAGGCGAAGCAGAUAGGCUAUCAGGAUAUUAGUCCGAGACAAAAAUAAGGUGUUUCGUUUCUCGUCCGUCGACGCAGAUGGUCCCAUAGGCGGCAUUGCUCUCGUCCGCUGUCAUCGCCAUCGUCAUCGUCAUCGCCGUCGCCGUCGCCGUCGCCAUCGCCAUCGCCAUCGCAGGUCGUGUGUGUGAAUGAAUGAGUAGUGAACUGGGGGUAGGCAUAUUGCUCUCAUCCGAGGUUUUGUUUCUGGGGGUAAUCACUGUUUUUCUCCGCCUUUUCUUUCUCUUUCUGUUGCUGUGCUUGUUCUGUCGGGCUCGGGGUGUGCCUCGAUCGUAAGAGGAAGGCGAAGAGGAGGACAGAUAGGAGCAGGGAGAGAAGGGGUGUGCAAAGAGGUCAAAAAGGGGUGUAGAAAAGGGAGGGGAGUCAUCGUGAGAAGCAACUGUAGAAAAAGAUGAGUUGCCAUUGUGCUGUAGGAGGUGGCAGAGCACUGCUUUCCCUUCUUUCGACGGCCUUAACCGUCUUCACUUGAACACAACGCACCCUCAUUAUGGCUGUACCUGACCGGAAAGAUAGUUUGUAUACGUUCGUUAACAGGGUGCUUUAUGUUCGGGGGAACAUGGUGGUCGUCGUCUCCUGAGCGAUGUCAUCAUUUUGCUCGGGAGAAUUUUUAGCCGGCAAGACGAGAGACUGAUGGAAAAACUUUGUGUCCUGAUUCGUUCGGAGGCAGCAUUAGGGUUAUUGGUAGGAGAGCGAGAGGAGGAGGGCGGCGGGGUAAGCAAGAAGGGAGAGAAAGAAGACGGGGUGGAGGGAGGAAGUUUAGCGCUUCGCGCACUACGAAAAAGCGCGGUGCUAAUCUACGGUGACAAUGAUUGGGAAAAAAGGGCGGGAAUUCGAUGCUGUUGCUGAUGAUGAGGAUCUCAUUCUUCUCAUGAUAAAGAGAAUGGCAAUGAUUGCGAAAAAAAGGCGGGAAUCGUGCGCGCACUCCGGAAGCGUUAAUCUACGGUGACAAUGAUUGGGAAAAAAAGGGUGGGAAUUCGAUGCUGUUGCUGAUGAUGAGGAUCUCAUACUUCUCAUGAUAAAGAGAAUGGCAAAAAUUGUUAAAAAAAGGCGGGAAUCGUGCUUAUGAGCUGGCGAUGAUGAUGUGGUUCGUUCACGAGGAAGAGGAGGAGAAGGAUGAGUUCGUUGAGAGUCCCCACGUGGCGCGAACGUCGCCCGUGAGCUUAAGGUGUUUGACAAGGCGCGCCGACUGCCACCGCUACCUCGACUCAGGACAACGGCAAACUGAAAAGGUGCGGUUUCAAGGGAAGUGAGCUUUGCAUGGAGGAGAGAGGCAGUUCCUGGGCAGUUUGAUCUUCAAGUGGCAGAUGUCGAAAUCGAGUACCUCACGUCCGGUCAUCAUCUCAUCAAGAACACAAAGGUACGAGGAGGAGGAGAGGAGAACACUGGUGCAUGUAAGUUGCAUUUGGAGUGAUGGGAGUUUCUUUCGGAUCGAGCAUGCACAUGAUGGGGUGAUGGACGGGCGGUGAUGUUAUGCUUGUGAAAACCGUACGUGUGAACGCGAAUACGAUCUUUGACGGAAACUGUUGGCAUGGAAUGUGGAGGAGGAUGAGAUGUUGCCCAGGCGCUGGUUGCGCAUGCAGCAAAAUGGAGCUUGAAGACUUGUGCCCGUUAGAUCUGUUGUGCAUUUGAGUAUUGGGAGUUGCCCUGGAUCGAGGGGCAGGAUCGAGGGGCAGUCAAGGCAUCCUUGUGAAACCUGUCCUUGUGAACAUGAAAAGUAUGUGUGAGUCAUAUCCCCCAAAAUAACGCCGGGUAUGGACCACGCCACGCUUCCUCUCUGGAGGAUCACGAGGAUCCACCGUGAGAACUGCCUGAGAGGAGAGGAAUGUGCUGUAGGAUGUGCAACUUGUGAUGCUGGUGAGGUAACUUCUGGGUAUCCGAUCGUCCGAUGCCUCGACCUUUUCUGCUUCGCCCUGUCGUGAUCGUGAAGCUCCAGGUGAGUGGAAUUUUGCAGCGGCUGUCAGCGACUGACCUGUGGUAACCGUCAACGAUCCCUGCGGCAGAAGUGCGAUGCCCGCCUUUUGCAACUUUGCAAUUCCAUUAAUGGAUUUGCAGAGCCGUUGCUUUCGUGGAGAAGUGCUGACCUGAUGGAUAGCUGAUUCGUGGUUUUUCCUCUUCUCGCAUAGCCUCAGGCACGGAGAGGAAGAAGAGAAAUGCUCAUGAGCUGGAUGACAGAUGUGGAAUCCUGGGCCGAUGGAAGUCAUGGCAGAUGAGCGGAGUCUGGCGACAGGCAGCGAUUAGAGUGGGCCGGGGUACUUGAUGGUUGUCUGGGCGCAAGAGUAUAGACAGGAUGCGAUUCUGUGCGACGGGACAUGAUCUGGUCCCACACGUGGUGUCUGUGUAUGAUGUCUCAGGGAACGUUUGCUGUGUAGGCGGUUUGGCAUACAGGAAUGCGGUGAGCAUUGUUCAUGUGCCCAUGGGAUGAAGAGAGAGGAAGAGGCUUCCUCACCCUACGCUACCGGAUGCAUGCUUGUCCAGGCUGUGUUUGGAUAGCUGUGGCAGAUUGUGGAGAUGGUGACGGUGACCUUCCUGGCCGGGCAGGCCCUUCUGCAGGCCUUUCUGUUGGAGAUUGUGGAGAAUGCUCCUUUCGUCAUGCAAUGAUAUUAUGGCGAGAGGGAAGGGCUGAAGUGGCAGGUUUGGCGGUUGGUUCUGGGACCUUCCUGGCCGGGUGGGCGCUUCUGUAGGACCGAUGAAAGGGGUUGUUGAUGGAGGAGGGUGUCAACGUGUCCUCGUCGUGAGAAAAAGAGUGUACAGAGCACCUGAGCUGGCUUGAGAGGUACUAUCUCAGCUGGUUGUUAGUAGCUGCUGAUUAGCGAAUCGAAAAGUUCACGGACAGUCUGCGAGGAAUGUGAAUGAUUUAUCUGGAUGGGGUUGGUUUUGUGCAGAGAAGGAAGGAUUAAAGGCGGUGUGUGAGGACAUGGCAUAUGGUGGAUUUUUCUUGGUCUCUUUGUCUGAUGUCGCCGUCCUCUCUCUUUCCCCUCUUUCCUCUCUCUCUCUCUCUGUCAUCGCCCUGAGGUCUGGAUGGGAUUAUCGGUAUGACAAUGUGCCUUCCGGAGACAAGGACAUCGGAACAGCAAGCAGCCAGAGUAGUUGUGAUAGAAAAGAAUGAGCCCGUUCGUCUGGGUUACAAAUUACGGCGGCCAACCAUCCUCCCCCCCCCCCUCUCAACGAGCUGGAGAGAGUGGGACAAAUCGUUGGACGGGGGGGCCUCCCCGGAGAGAGCAUGUUUGCUGAUGGUGUACUUUUGACUCACUGUGUACGUGUGUACUUCUGGACAUGUGGUGUCGUGAAGAUAGGUAGGCUUAGUAGCUGGUGUUCCAGCAGCCCAAAGGUGCUUGGCAUCUGCAGUAUCGCGCUCGUUAACAAACAAACAAACAAAACAAACACACUUGCGGCAGUGUGAUGAUAGGCAAACGCACGUCUUCGUUCCCAUCAACGUUGGUGGAGUGCGUAGAUCUGUUCAUGGUAUAUGUUUUUUUUUUCUUCUUCUUCUUCGUCAUCGUCUUCUUUUUCUUUUUUUUUGGUUUUUCUUCUUCAAAUUGAGUGCAGGUGUGAACAGAGAUCUGUUUUAUUGGGUCCCCGGUACCCCACAAGCCCAAUGCUGUUGUUGGGAAUCUGGUUCCAUUCUUGUUGAAUGGGAACCGUGGUAAUGAAAUGUCGAUGCAUCUGCCUGAAGAGCAUACAGAGGAAGAGAGGCUGAGCGACCGAGCUAAUCUUCUUGUGACGAAGAUGGUACAAAUACUGCAAAAGGCAUAAGCGCGGGAGCCGACAGUAGUGCCUGUGAAUGUGAUGUGGAGGGCACGAACGAAAGACCCCAGCUGGAAAGGAGUGGGCAGUAUGUGUGUGUCCUAGUGGAUCUUGUGGUGGUUGAUGUGCUGAGUGUCAUGUGUCCUUGCGCGGAUGUUUGGCAAUGUUGAUGCACUCAUGCUGAGUGUGACGUGUGCUCGAAGUCGGUUUAUUCGAGUCGAGGAUGUUUGGUGAUGUUGAUGCGUGCUGACUCAAGAACAACACAUUGGGAAAUGGUUACGUGCUGUGGCAGUCGAUGUAUGCAUGGUGUAGUGAAACGCUAAUGUUAACUCCUCUCUUUCCACAUCAAGAAUAGGAGGGAAGUGGCUGAUGAACGGAGGAAGAAUAAGGCCGACGACGACUCUGGGCUACGAAAGCAUCUACUUUUUCCUAACCCAGUCCGAGGCAACAGUCUCCCACUGGAACCGUUGCCGAGACUGUUGCCGUAUGGUGAUGCAUUGGGAGGUGUGUGUGUGGGGGGGGGGGGGGGGGGCGAAGGCGAUGGUCGAGGAUGAUGAGUCUGAUAAGUUCUACAUCUGUGCAACAAAUCACUCGUUUGGGC
This is a messenger RNA of Chara braunii, 7687 nucleotides long. NCBI's taxonomy places the organism in Eukaryota, Viridiplantae, Streptophyta, Charophyceae, Charales, Characeae. The record is from the annotation of a GenBank genome assembly.